This is a messenger RNA of Aricia agestis (brown argus), 1619 nucleotides long. Its product is annotated as alpha-tocopherol transfer protein-like. Bases 40 to 1002 code for a protein of 320 amino acids. NCBI's taxonomy places the organism in Eukaryota, Metazoa, Arthropoda, Insecta, Lepidoptera, Lycaenidae. The record is from RefSeq and is a predicted model, not a curated record. The transcript is spliced from 6 exons. Gene Ontology annotation, cellular component: membrane. Gene Ontology annotation, molecular function: phosphatidylinositol bisphosphate binding.
UCUACCGGUGUGCGCAGUCGUACAGGCAGUCCGUUCAGGAUGUCCCCUGCAGCGUCGUUUGGCCAGCGAUGGGCGGAAGACAACCUGACACGAGAGGCCUCGGAGGACGAGGUCAGAAUCCUCGACCUGAUCCUGAAGACGUGUCACAAUGAUGAGGAGGAGGCAGUCAAGAGGGCGAGGAGGUACUACACAACGAGAGGACCAGGAGGACUGACGGAGUUGUGGCACAGAAGACAUCCGGAUGAUGAGGAUAUUCUGUCCAGUUGCCAAGAUGUGUACAUAGUUCCUCUGCGCGUGCGCAGCCUGAACGGUCAGCGGGUCACCAUCGUCCGUCUCCCAGCGCCACUGUCGGACAGACCCCUGUCAGCUAGGGCAUUGUUAGCCAGAUGGCUGAUGAUCAUGGAUCUGAGGCUGCGAGAAGACCCUACACCAGGCGACGAGAUCGUGUUUAUAGACGUGUGCGACCUCCAACCCUCGCAUCUCAAGAACCACUUCAAAGGCUCCUACUGGAAGGACUUCGCUUGGUGUAUCAAGUCAGCCUACCCCACCCGUUUCUCGGAGGUCCACGUGAUCAACACCAACCGCCUGAAGACCAUGUCGCUCCUGCUCCUCCACAUCGGUCUCUACCCCUGGAGACGCAAGGUCCUCCACAUCCACACCCAUGCAGGCCAGAUAUACAACGUGGAUAUCGGUCCUGAGGGCCUGCCGUACGAGUACGGGGGAAGAGCUGGCGCUAUGAAGGAUCUUAAUGAUGAAUGGACGAAGAAGCUUCUAUCCAGCGCAAAAUGGCUGCAAAAGGAGGAACGGAAGUUUUACGAAACAGAACUCAAGCCGAAAGACAAGUCUAGAAGUAGGAGUAGCCUAACUCUGCGUGGUAUCACCUCUUAUGAUAUCCUCACUCGGACACACUCCUGUAGAUCCCUGAAUAGGCAUGAUGCUGAUGAAGGGACACCUGGUGCCUACAGGACUUUGAGGGCGAUGGACAAGAGUUUCUAUGUAUAAGCUAUUAAUAAUGUUAAAAGAAUACUUUCAUAGUAUCAGUUCAGGCUGUAACAAAAUGUGCUGUUUUUAAGGAAUUAAAAAUUGAACCUAAUUAGCUACAAAAGGAGGUGCACGUUUCAAUGUAAGAUUCAAAUGCACAUUUCCAUCAAUUCACAAUGGUAAUUGUAGUACGUAAUACGUAUCUUAUUGUAUAGUGAAUAAAGUUCAAUUUUUAUUUCACUAUCUUGAAAGUUGAAACACUGCGUUUUGUCGCAUUUCGUUACGGUUUGACUUUUGAGCUGAUCCUAAGAUUCUUUCUAUUUGUGAUAAACAACUUAUAAUGCCCACGCGUGAAGAACAAAAGAGACAAUGUUAUAUAACAACAAUAAUAAUAUUAAUAUUACUGCAAAUAGUUUUAAAAGUUCUUAUAAUAAAAUACAAGUAACGCCAUCUUCUGUCGUUUAAACAAAACAAUAAUUGCCGAAUGUGAGAGCAGAAUGAUGGCGUGAUCUCAAUGAUACUCAAAGUUUGUUAUAGUUAUAAAUAGCGCCGCUAGAUGUCUCUGUUUAGUCGUAUUGUAGAAUUAUUAUUACUGCUUUUUAUUAGGGUUCCGUACCCAAAGGGUAAAAACGGGAUCC